UUUCAGAUUUGGAAGCAAAAAUGUCCCACACAGUUUUACCCGUGAACUCUUCAACACUCAUCAUCCAGAUUCAACCACCAACACAAACAACACCAGCUGGGACUGUGACAGAUGGUCCUGUGCCUGUUUAUGUCCAAUGGGUAGAAGGAGUUUCUCCUAAUGGACUUCAGGCAUUUCUGAAAAGCCAACCAAAAACCCUUGGGACUGUCCAGGUAAUGAUUGGUCUGCUGACUUUCAUCCUUGGGAUCGUGUCUACAGUUCAUGCGGAUUCCAUGAUUGUCUUUAGUGGUAUUCCUUACUGGGGAUCACUUAUCUACAUUAUUGCAGGUUCACUCUGCAUUGCUGCCGAAAACAAACUUAAUUCACCCUCCGGUUUGUGUUUGGUGAGAGGUUCACUUGGUAUGAACAUUUUCAGUGCUUUAACUGCAGGCAUUGCAGUUGUUAUAAUUUCAUUUGAUUUGAUUAUUGGACCAAUGUACUACAGUUACUGUGAUGGAUAUGAGUGUUUUGAUUAUGAGAAAAGGUAUACGACCCUCUUCUCGGGAAUCGGUAGUGUUUGGCUGAUAUUUGCCUUGCUUGAGUUUAUCAUCUCCAUCUAUCUAUCAUCUUUUGCCUGUAAAGCCACUUCCUGCUGUUAUCCACAGGUUCCGUAUGUUGCACAAGGUUUACCUCCACUGCCCUGUGAUUUUAGGCCCUGUCAUUAACAUAAACCUAAGAGCCCAAAGAUAUCUGUGAUCAGCAACCCUUCCAUGAAUCACCAACCUGCAGAAAUUCCUCCACAAUACAGUGAAAUAUAAAUAAAUAUGAAUAGUAAAAAGGGGUCAGUGACGUGAUCUUGCAGUUGUGUGUGCUGCUUUUGUGGGACAAAAGGCUCCCUGUCCCUUACUACUAAUGUACUGUCAUUAGAAAAGAGAAGAAGCACAGAAGAAAUCACUUGAUCAGAUUACAGAUUUUACAUAUUUUUUUAAGUCACAUAUGUGUAAAUUAUAACUAUUCAAGACACUAAUAGAUACUAUUUCCUGGUUUUCUUUCUUUAGUUAAGUCAAAGUUGCCCUAUCAUCAGUGAAACUGGAUAGAUUGUUUUGAACAAGUAAUAGACAAUACUGUAAUACUGUAGGAAUAAAAUAUACUGAAUAAAAAUGGCUUAUUCUUGUCUUUAACCUUUAUUUAACCAUGCAAGUCACUUGAAUUAAUGAAUUCUUAUUUACGACAAUGGCCUGGAAGGAGAAUAUCAACCUCCUUGAGGACAUACAGAUUAAAACUUCAUUAAAACAGGAAAAUGUUUCUUAAACAUGGGUGAUGAACUGUGCCAUUAAAAUAGCCUUCUUUUUUGCUUUAAACAUAGUAAACAUAUACAACUAUAGAUAUGAAAAGAGUUUAAACAGGGAUUAUGUAAGAGCUAAGUUAGUAUAAUUUUAUUGUUUCAGCCAUGUCUUUAACCCAAAGUUAAAUUCUGAGAACUACUUACACUAUGAGG
Cyprinus carpio (common carp) is the source of this 1477-nucleotide messenger RNA. Its product is annotated as membrane-spanning 4-domains subfamily A member 4A-like. The record is from RefSeq and is a predicted model, not a curated record. Lineage: Eukaryota; Metazoa; Chordata; Actinopteri; Cypriniformes; Cyprinidae. Gene Ontology annotation, cellular component: membrane. The coding region runs from base 21 to 704 and encodes 227 amino acids. The transcript is spliced from 7 exons.